AUGUCAGUUCCAAUAUUAACAAUUCCUGAAUCUGCAUUCGAUUCUUCAAUGUACAGUGGGAACCCCGCUAGAUCAAAAUCACAACUUUUAAUGUACUUGUUAAAAUUAACUAAUCGUUCGUCAUUUGCCUUGGUCAUUAUUUACUUGGUAGGGUAUUUUGCUAUUAAACCAUUAAUGGAAACCAAUAUCUCUAGAAGACUAGAGUACUUGGAUGCCGUGAGAGGGAAAUUGAGAGACUUUUAUUUGAAAGCAAUAACAAAAGUACUGCAUAUUCCAAUAGUAGCCAUCAAACGAAACGGCAAAUUGUAUGCUGAUGAGAUAGUCCAAACUAAUGAAUCUAAAGAAGAAAGCGAUAAAUUAUCUCAAGAUAAACUUUGUAAAAGUUUGCACAAGUUAUCAAUAUUGCUUAAUGAGGGGAUCAAGAGUUACUCUACCACUCAAUUAGCAAACUAUAAGAGUAUAAACUAUGCCAUCAAGGAUUUCCAGAAUAAAUCAGACUUGGUAUACUUUAACCAAUCUGAAUUGUUUGUUUUAGACAGCAAUAUUAAGUCUCCUGUUGUGUCUGGUGCCACAAUGAGAAAGAAAGAUAUAGCGGUGGAAACAAAAAACGAGAUUAGAAGUAUCAAAGGUUUAUACAUGAGUGGGCAGGCUUAG
This is a messenger RNA of Candida tropicalis MYA-3404, 654 nucleotides long. RefSeq names its product Pex17p (gene PEX17). The coding region runs from base 1 to 654 and encodes 217 amino acids. The record is from RefSeq and is a predicted model, not a curated record. The transcript has a single exon. NCBI's taxonomy places the organism in Eukaryota, Fungi, Ascomycota, Pichiomycetes, Serinales, Debaryomycetaceae.